This is a messenger RNA of Zophobas morio, 1072 nucleotides long. RefSeq lists its product as uncharacterized. Gene Ontology annotation, biological process: double-strand break repair. Bases 361 to 1029 code for a protein of 222 amino acids. Gene Ontology annotation, cellular component: BRCA1-A complex; BRISC complex. The record is from RefSeq and is a predicted model, not a curated record. NCBI's taxonomy places the organism in Eukaryota, Metazoa, Arthropoda, Insecta, Coleoptera, Tenebrionidae. The transcript is spliced from 2 exons.
AACAUUGAACAAUUACAAUAUCGCAAAACUGAAAAGUCGGGAAAUCCAAACAUCAAAAAAUCAAAAAUAAAAAAUCGAAAAAACUUUCACCAGUCCACUGAUGAUUUGGUGUUCGUCCAGACUACCGUUAACGUAGUUCACAAGGAAAAAGGAGGGAGAGCCACCAUCCCCUAUUGCGUUUGCGGAUGAACUGAAGUGAGGGGUAAGACGGAGCAUUAGCCCCGCACGUGUCCAUAAGGGAGGGUAUUCUAUGAGGUUGCCUUUCUUUUUAACAUCUACUCACUAGUCACGUAUUUGAGUUUAAAACGGCCAAAAUAAUUUAGUCCAACAAGCGUCUGCGCUAAUAAAAAGACGAUAACGAUGAACCCAUCGCAAAAACGAGACAAAAACGCGCUACAAAGUCGACAGUUCCUCCAAAUGUUUCCAACACAAAGUGAAAUUACGUUUGUUCAAAAUGACUGCAAACGUGACGUGCUGCAGGAUCAGUACAACGAGAUACUAUUCAAAGUCCCACCACCCUUACGAGACAAUUUCAGAAUUCUGUGUACCAACUACAUCGGAAUCAGUCCGUUUUCCUUUGAGAACAUAGAGUACAAACCAAUAUUCAGACAAGACAAGUACUGCUUCUACUAUUCACUGAAAGUGCGAUAUUGUACAUUCUAUCUACACUGGGAUGUAAUUUUCGACCCCCUGCGUCUAAAUGACGUCCCGGACUUCAUUUUCCAUAACGAUUUUUUCCAAUUCUACACCACUAAGGAAGAAUUUUUAACGCGUUAUGUACCUUCUCGGGAUCAGUGGGAUGUGAACAACGCAUUUUCUUUGCUCACGUUGUUAAUAGAGUUCCAUGAUUUGUAUAGAAGGGUUUGUGUGGCAGAUCUGCGCAGCGUAUGUUUGCAGUUUAAGUUACUCCAAAACACAACAGACUACCUCCUAAACGAUUCUAACUUUUCAGUUUUCAAGGUUUUAGGUUUUUCGAUUUCUCGACUUUUCAGUUCUUCUAUCUCAAUUUUUCAAUUUUCGGAAUUUUAAAAUUUUUGAUUAUCAAUUUUUUUUAUUUUUCGAUUUUCCAUUU